AUGGAUUUUUUUCUCCCCAGGAUGGAAAGCAAGAACCUCUUCCUAAGCUUAUUACUCUGCUACAGUUUGCUCAGAGCUGCCAAUUCUCACCUGGUAAUUGAAGAGAAGACAGAAUGCAGCCUGCCAAAGGGCAGCAAAAUGAAUCUCCCAGAUCUCCCGCCGAUCUCCAUAGUAGAUCUAACUAAAAGAUCCCAGAAAGUCAGCCGAAAAGAGGCAGAGAACAAGAAAUCAUCCAAGAAAAACAUUGAACUGAAGACACCUCCAAAACCAAGGCCUACACCUGCAGCUGACUGCGUGCCAAAUUUCAAAACCUGCAAACCACACUUGAAUUCAUGUUGCCACUACUGUGCCUUGUGCAAAUGCCGAAUUUUUCAGACCAUCUGCCAGUGUCUGCUGUUAAACCCAAAGUGCUAA
Messenger RNA from Rhea pennata, 414 nucleotides. RefSeq names its product agouti signaling protein (gene ASIP). The transcript has 3 exons. Lineage: Eukaryota; Metazoa; Chordata; Aves; Rheiformes; Rheidae. Gene Ontology annotation, cellular component: extracellular region. Bases 1 to 414 code for a protein of 137 amino acids. Gene Ontology annotation, molecular function: melanocortin receptor binding; neuropeptide hormone activity. Gene Ontology annotation, biological process: melanosome organization; positive regulation of melanin biosynthetic process; hormone-mediated signaling pathway. The record is from RefSeq and is a predicted model, not a curated record.